AUCCACCAGCCGUGGUGGGUAUGGAGCAAUAACGGCCGCCAUACGUUGCACAGGAAGAAAAUUUAUGCUUACCUGCUGGGACAUGGAUACGCUCGCAAAGCAGUCGCACGAGCGGCAAGAACAGCAGCUUCUGCAGCUGCUGCGCGAAGAUUGGCCGUCGUCGUCGGAAAGCGAAGACCUGUUCGAGGAGUGUGCGGCGGAUCUGAACGCGAACAUAUCCAAGAACCCACACUGCUUUCUGGAACUAAAGGCCAAAGGGAAGCCGCUGGGCCGACUUGAGAUCGAACUGCGUGCCGACGUGGUGCCUAGGACGGCCGAGAACUUCCGGCUCCUCUGCACUGGAGAGCGUGGUUUCGGCUACAGGGGAAGUCCGUUCCACCGGAUCGUGAAGGACUUCAUCUGCCAGGUGCUGUUCUAG
Molecule: messenger RNA, 418 nt
Organism: Rhipicephalus sanguineus (brown dog tick)
Lineage: Eukaryota; Metazoa; Arthropoda; Arachnida; Ixodida; Ixodidae
Product: peptidyl-prolyl cis-trans isomerase F, mitochondrial-like
Exons: 3
Coding region: 65-418 (117 amino acids)
Biological process (GO): protein peptidyl-prolyl isomerization
Molecular function (GO): peptidyl-prolyl cis-trans isomerase activity
Source: RefSeq, a predicted model, not a curated record